Messenger RNA from Naegleria gruberi, 1356 nucleotides. RefSeq lists its product as uncharacterized. Gene Ontology annotation, cellular component: membrane. Gene Ontology annotation, molecular function: ATP binding; ATP hydrolysis activity; ABC-type transporter activity. The transcript is spliced from 4 exons. The coding region runs from base 1 to 1356 and encodes 451 amino acids. The record is from RefSeq and is a predicted model, not a curated record. NCBI's taxonomy places the organism in Eukaryota, Heterolobosea, Eutetramitea, Acrasida, Naegleriidae.
AUGAGUGGAUUUGUAAAGCCAGGUGAGGUAUUAGCAAUUAUGGGACCAUCUGGAGCUGGAAAAACCUCACUCCUCAACAUUCUCUCUCAAAGAGUUAAAGCUUCUGGAGGUGAAAUUUUAGCCAAUGGACAACAUGUUGGAAAGGCAUUCAAAAGCAUUAGUGCAUUCGUUCAACAGGAUGAUGUACUUUUAGGUAAUUUAACUGUGAGAGAAACUUUGAGAUAUACAGCAAUGCUUCGUUUAGGCAACGUUUCAAUGAAGGAGAGAAUGAAAAGAGUUGACAGUUUAAUCCAAGAACUUGGUCUUUCUCGAGUUGCUGAUACUCUGCCAACAACAGGCCUCGAUGCAAAAACAAGUUUAAGUGUGAUUAAUACCAUUAACAAACUAGCCCAGAAUGGUAGAACAGUCGUAUUGACUAUUCAUCAACCUAGAUCAGAUAUUUUCCAAUCAUUUGAUAGAUUGCUCCUAUUAGCAAGAGGAAAAAUUGCUUAUUUUGGUAAUGCUAAAAGUGUCAUACCAUACUUUUUAAAGCUUGGAUAUGAUUGUCCAGAAGCAUUCAACCCAGCUGACUUUUUUAUGGAUCUUGUAACAGAAAAUCCUGCUCUAGUAGAAGAGGGAAAAACAACAAAAGUAGAACAAAAUCAAAGAAUUGAAACAAUACUUUCAAACUAUUCUGAAAACUUUGAAGAGUUGGCCUCUGCAAAAAGAGAUGGGGUCAAUAUGGAACACUUGACAAGAAAAAACAAGUAUACAUCGGGUUGGUUUUCUCAAUUUUUUGUGGUUUUGAUGAGAUCUUUUCUCAAUACCAUAAGAAAUAAGGCUGUUACAAUGGCUAGAUUAUUUCAGCAGGUUUCAACUGCUUUCUUACUUGGCUUAAUUUAUUUGAGGCUGAAAAAUGAUCAGACUGGUGUUCAAGAUAGGCUUGGUGUAUUAUUCUUUUCUGUUUCCAAUAUGUUUUUUGGAAGUUUAUCGAGCUCCCUAAAUGUAUUACUUGGAGACAAGCCUGUGUUUAAUAGAGAGAGAGGUGCUAAACUGUAUAGAGUUAGUAGUUGGUAUGUUGCAAAGGUUAUUGCAGACAUCCCAAGUGUACUGUUUUUCCCUCUUCUUUUUGGUUGCAUCUUAUAUUUUUGGAUAGGGCUUAAUGGAAGUAUUGAUAGAUUCUUAAUGUUUCUAUUGAUUCAAGCGAUUUUAGGCUUGACCGGGCAAGGUCUCGGUAUUGCUAUAGCGAGCAUUUCACCAAACGCUUCUGUGGCAUUUUCAAUUAUGCCAGUAAUCAGUACCAUUUUAAUGUUAUUUGGAGGGUUCUACUUGAAUUUAGACAAUGUACCAGUGUACUUUGUUUGGAUUUACUGGUAA